This is a messenger RNA of Magallana angulata, 1523 nucleotides long. RefSeq names its product interferon-induced protein 44-like. Gene Ontology annotation, molecular function: GTP binding. NCBI's taxonomy places the organism in Eukaryota, Metazoa, Mollusca, Bivalvia, Ostreida, Ostreidae. The coding region runs from base 1 to 1362 and encodes 453 amino acids. The record is from RefSeq and is a predicted model, not a curated record. The transcript is spliced from 6 exons.
AUGGGAUGCUUUCUGAAAGAUCGAGACAGAGUCCAGUUGUCAUAUUGGCUAGAGAAGGAUUGUCAUUUCAAACUUUUGUACAAAAUUAGCAGAGACGGGGGAACAGCUCAGACUUUCCACAACCUGUGUGAUAACAAGGGACCCACUGUGACCAUCUUCUACAAUACAGACAACAAUGUGUACGGGGGAUACACGUCGCUUUGCUGGGACAGUUCCAACAAGUGGUAUAAAGACGAAUCCUCGUUUUUAUUCCAGUUGUAUUGCAACCGUAUUUGGAUACCAAAUAUGUUUACAACAAAUGAAGUUUCGCUGAGAAAGACGCAAACUAAUGUGUUGGCAAAUUCAGCAUAUGGUCCAACGUUUGAGGACCUACCCUCAUCUAUUAUCAAAAUUGAAAAAAACCUACAUCAGUAUAACAUGAGUACAACUAACUUGUUUAGUGGUAGAUUCUAUAACACUGGAAGUGAAGAUAUGAAAUCCAUUACUAAUGGUCAUAACAACGUUACAGAUCUGGAAGUCUACAUGGUUGAAGAUAGUAUUAUUCAGCCUUGGCGAGACUCACCAGGCUGGGAUUCACAGACGCUGGAAGGUUUGAAAGAUUUCAUCAGAUCCUUUCAACCGAAAGCAGAUUUAAAUGUUCCGGAGGUCAACAUUCUCCUCGUUGGUCAGGUUGGCGCAGGAAAAUCUAGUGUAGUCAACACAAUCAACUCCAUUUGGAAAAGGGAGAUUUCCACCAGGUCUUGGGCAGGAAGUUCUGAUCACAGUAUUACGACAAGCUUCACUAAGUAUCGCAUUAGUGAUCCUUCUACUGAGGAAUAUCUAAAAUUUCGACUAUGUGACAUGAGAGGAUUGGAGGAUACCAUGGACAUUAAAUCGGAGGAUAUUGUCCACCUACUGGAUGGACAUUUACCCAACAAGUACAAGUUUAACCCUGCGGCUCCUGCCACCAAGGAUACUCCUGGAUUUAUAAAAGAUCCAACAAUGAAAGACAGGAUACACACAGUAGUAUUUGUGAUUGACAGCAGCAAUGUUGAGGUGAUGCCAGAUGGGAUUGUCAAGAAACUGAAAGAUAUAAAGGAGAUGCUUAUCGACAGAGAUGUUCCUUUAUUAGUUUUUGUGACAAAGAUUGACAAGGUUUGCAGGUUUGUUGACAAAUUUGUUGAGGAAGUAUUCUUUAGCGAGACUGUGAGGACCACACUGGAUAAAGUGGCUGAAAUAAUCGCCAUUCCACGAUGCCAUAUAUUUCCUGUCAAGAAUUAUGAGAAAGAAGGAUCUCUUCAGACAAGCAUCGGCAUUUUAGCCCUAAAGGCAUUAAAACAGGCUCUACUAUUCGCUGAAGACUUUUUAGAAAAUCAAUCUUAAACAGAAAGAGCGAUCGAUUCACUCUCACAAUCUUUGUGAUUGGGUGAAACUUGUGAACAUUUAUCAGGUGUUAAGUGACUUUGAGAAAAAUUGUUGUCCGUGCUAAGUGUAUUCAAUGUCCAUGAUGCAUGUUAUUUAUCAUUGUUGGCAAAAUGGUAAAC